GAGCGCGAGGCCGCAUCAGAAAUUAAGAGCCUUCAGUUGUUUUCUUUUUUUGUUCGUUGCGUUCAUUUUGCCAAGUGCUCGUUUACCUGAGUGACAUUUAAUUUGCAAAUAACCCGAAGAAUUUAUUUGUGAAACUGACUCUUGAAAAAAUUCGCAACCAGUGAAGACAUGGCGAAAUCGAUACCCACCGCAUUGGCGCGAAAUACCUCUUGAAGAGCAGAGAGAGACAAACCGCCGUGGCCUCGUUAGAACAUGCAUUAAGACUCGAGUGAAGCAAGUGACGUGACAUUGCGACCAGCCUCCUCCUCCUCCAAGAUGAUUCUCUACGGCAACGCUGCUCUGACGCCGUCUCCCUCGGCCUCGUCUUCGCCAGGCUCCAGCGCGAGCAUGUCCCCUCCUUGCACCCUUGCAAUGCCAGACCUCGCCUUCACCCAUUGCAAGAACGAGCUAAAUGAGCUGGCCGUGCCCUCCAACCUCCACCCCAUGUUGAUGUCCACGAUCCCCAAGUGCGCGGGCUGCUCGGAGGCCAUCCUCGACCGUUUCAUCCUCAAGGUGCUGGAGCGAACGUGGCACUCUCGCUGCCUCAAGUGUGCCGACUGCGGCGCGCAACUCACCGACAAAUGCUUCGCGAGGAACCAGCAGGUGUACUGCAAGGAGGACUUCUUCAGGCGGUACGGCACCAAAUGCGCCGGCUGCGAGCAGGGCAUCCCCCCGACGCAGGUGGUCCGCCGCGCCCAGGACAACGUUUACCACCUCCACUGCUUCGCCUGCGUCAUCUGCCAGCGGCAACUGAACACAGGGGACGAGUUCUACCUGAUGGAGGACAACAAGCUGGUGUGCAAGAGCGACUACGAGCAAGCUAAGCAGAGAGAGGACGACCUGAGUGGCAAACGCCCGCGCACCACCAUCAGUGCCCGUCAGCUGGAGAAACUGAAGGCCGCAUACAGCAAGUGCGCCAAGCCGCCCCGCCACGUCCGCGAGCAGCUGGCGGCCGACACGGGCCUGGACAUGAGGGUCGUGCAAGUCUGGUUUCAAAACAGAAGGAGACGCGACAAACAAACGACCACGUACAACCAUCUCGGCGCGGCAGUUGGAGCAACUCAAACAGGCCUACAAAGAGAGUCCGAAACCCGCUCGACACGUUAGGGAACAGCUGUCUCAAGCACUAGGCCUGGAUAUGCGGGUCGUGCAGGUCUGGUUCCAAAACAGGUAAACGCCAUGAAGGUCCCUUUCUUUUUGGUCAACCACACACAGACAUUGAACUGAAGGAAAUGAUGAUCAGUGAUAAGAAACAGAAAGAGAUAUGAUGGAAUCUCUGAUAAGAUUAAUAGAGAUGUGAAGUGUUUUUGGUGUUUCAUAUUGUUUUUUGUUUAUCUCCUGUUGUUGUUGUUUUUUUGUUUUUUGUUUUCCUGUCACUGUUGCCGUUGCUGCUCCGGUGAAGUGUGUGUAGAUCCGAGUGUUUGGUUCUGUCAGAGAUUUUAGUUUUUUUUAUGUACGAAAGAAGGGAAUAGAGGAAAAGAGUGAUGGAGGGGAGAGGGGAGAUUGUGGAGAGUCAGUGGAAGGGGGGGGGAUGGAGACGAGGGGAGAUAUGGGUGUAGAAAAGGGGGGGGGUGUAGGUGUAAGGAUGGUGGGGAGACGUACGGACAGAUAAAAGGGGAGGCGAGAGGAAAGGAAGUGGGAUAGAUAGACAUAGGCAGAGAGAAAAGGUAGGAAGGGGAAUAGAAGGAAUGAAACAGGUAUGAAAGUGAGGAUCUGCUGUAAAAAAAAAAAAAAA
Messenger RNA from Penaeus monodon (black tiger shrimp), 1774 nucleotides. It is a transcript of the gene Lim3, whose product is annotated as LIM/homeobox protein Lhx3-like. Gene Ontology annotation, cellular component: nucleus. Gene Ontology annotation, molecular function: RNA polymerase II transcription regulatory region sequence-specific DNA binding; DNA-binding transcription factor activity, RNA polymerase II-specific. Lineage: Eukaryota; Metazoa; Arthropoda; Malacostraca; Decapoda; Penaeidae. The transcript has 5 exons. Bases 316 to 1146 code for a protein of 276 amino acids. The record is from RefSeq and is a predicted model, not a curated record. Gene Ontology annotation, biological process: regulation of transcription by RNA polymerase II; neuron differentiation.